Molecule: messenger RNA, 1049 nt
Organism: Hipposideros armiger (great roundleaf bat)
Lineage: Eukaryota; Metazoa; Chordata; Mammalia; Chiroptera; Hipposideridae
Product: zinc finger protein 100-like
Exons: 7
Coding region: 1-747 (248 amino acids)
Biological process (GO): regulation of DNA-templated transcription
Source: RefSeq, a predicted model, not a curated record
AUGCACACCGACAUCCAGGGUCGCGGGAGCAGGGGAGGCGGGACCAUUCCAGUGAGAUCCCGAUCCCGACCCACUGCGGAGUACUUCCAGCGACCACCGUGCAACUGCGAGGCUGAGCCAGAAAAGACUUUCUCGUUCCAGAGAUCACCCCCAGAAACCCUGACCAGUCUAUGCACUCGAUCCUAUCAGAAUCUCUCUUUCCUCGAGGAUCUCUAUCCUGAUCCCGGGAACAUAUCUGUCCGCUUCUCGACUGGAUCCAGUCCUGGUAGCUCCUACAUCCCAACUCCUCCAACACCCCCACAGUACCCUUUCUUCUCGGGACAAUUGACAUUCAAGGAUGUGGCCAUAGAUUUCUCUCAGGAGGAGUGGGAGUGCCUGCACCCAGCUGAUCGGAAGCUGUACAUGGACGUGAUGCUGGAGAAUUACAGGAACCUGCGCUCUCUGGAUCUUGCUGUCUCUAAGCCAGACCUGGUUACCUUUUUGGAGAGAUUGAAGGCGCCCUGGGAUGUUAAGCAAAAAAAGGCAAUAUCCAUCCUCCCAGCUCUGUCUUCUGAGGACACCUUGGAGUUGUUGCCAAUCCCAGGAAUAGAAGAUUCAUUCCACAAAAUGCUACUGAGUACGUGUAAUGAUGAGAGAAGUGAUCAAUUCAGUAAAUCUGGGAAAAACUUUAAACAAGGGUCGGAUGUUAAUAAGCAUCAGAGAUAUCAGUUUCCAGAGAACCAGCAUACCCAUGGCAAAGACUCAUGAAAGCUCAAAUCUUACACAUCAGAAUAGUUAUAUUGGAGAGAAGUCAAACAAAUGCAGUAAAUUUGACAAGUCUUUGAACAAAUCUUUGUAUCUUACUGAACAUGAGAAUAUUCAUCCUGGGAAGGAACCUUAUAUAUGUGUUCCGUGUGGGAGAGUCUUUAGUCGAUUAUCCAGUCUCAACGAUCAUAGGAAAAUCCACACUGGAGUGAAGGUUUACAAAUUUAGAGAAUGUGGUAAAGCCUUCACUAGGCAUUCACAUCUUACUACACAUGAGUUAAUCCAUAGUGGAGAGAAGCCUUGCA